This is a messenger RNA of Cynara cardunculus var. scolymus (artichoke), 737 nucleotides long. RefSeq lists its product as uncharacterized. Lineage: Eukaryota; Viridiplantae; Streptophyta; Magnoliopsida; Asterales; Asteraceae. The record is from RefSeq and is a predicted model, not a curated record. The transcript is spliced from 3 exons. Gene Ontology annotation, cellular component: chloroplast. The coding region runs from base 14 to 553 and encodes 179 amino acids.
CUUUGUAUGAUCCAUGAACACUUCCAACAAAUUUCCCUCAAUUUCACCUGAAAUUUUUCGCAGAAGAUCGGCUCCUAGUCAAUCCAGCUGGAAUUCAGAUAACGAAACGAGCGGCAAAAGAAAGCAAGAGAUAAACGUCUCAUACGCCAUGACGGUAGCGGCAGCGAUCCGACCUCACCGGAUACAGGCGAACGUUGUGGAUAAUGCAAUACAUAUGAGAAGGAAGUCCUUCGCCUUCGAGCUUCCGGUCAUGACGGCGUUGUCGCCUUCCUCCGGUGGAAGACGCUUUAUCAUUGCCGCUUCCAAAUCCUCAAGCGAAGAAGCAAAUUCAGGUCCAGAUGGUCCUGAUCUUCCGUUCACGUCUCAGGUAGAUCUGAAGUUCUUGUUAAAGCUCGGAGCUGGAUCGUUCAUGGCCGCAGCUGCAAUAAAAUACGGCAGCAUCCUUGUACCGGAGAUAACACAGCCAAACAUCACACAAGCUCUGAUUAUGAUCUCUACUCCUGUUUUAGUAUCUCUUUUGAUUUUGAUCAAAGAAAGUCGUGUCGAGCAAUAACACAGAUUUGUCAAUUUCAAUUUCAAUAACAUCCAAGUUCCAAAGCAAAUUCAUCAAAUGGCCAUUCAGGUAAAUCACCAGAUCUCAUUUGACCUGUAAUCACUGGUGCAAAAUUCUUACCAUCUCUUUUGAUUUUGAUCAAAGUAAGUCGUGUUGAGCAAUAACACAGAUUUGUUCUUCCAAA